Messenger RNA from Alligator sinensis (Chinese alligator), 3712 nucleotides. It is a transcript of the gene PPP2R2C, whose product is annotated as protein phosphatase 2 regulatory subunit Bgamma. NCBI's taxonomy places the organism in Eukaryota, Metazoa, Chordata, Crocodylia, Alligatoridae. The record is from RefSeq and is a predicted model, not a curated record. Gene Ontology annotation, molecular function: protein phosphatase regulator activity; protein binding. Gene Ontology annotation, biological process: peptidyl-serine dephosphorylation. Gene Ontology annotation, cellular component: protein phosphatase type 2A complex; cytosol. The transcript is spliced from 13 exons. Bases 117 to 1781 code for a protein of 554 amino acids.
UGGAGAAGGCCUGAGAGGCAGUAGAGAGAGACAGAGACAUUCCUGAUAACUAUGGAGCAGCUGCAGUAGCCUCCUUGGGAAGAUUACACCAUGCUGAGAGAUAGGAGCACAAUUGCAUGUUUCGAUCUGCCCAACUUGCCAGCCUGCCUAGGUCCACCUCUCUCUGCAGCCUGUCUUCAAGUUGGCUGCGCCCCCGGCGAGGAUGCCGUGGACUGGUGCCUCUAUCAGCUCAAUGGCACGGCGGAGUUGGAGGUCUCCGAAGGACAGGUAUAGCAUGGGCGGCAGCAAUGCAAGCUUCCCCACACUAUCCCGCCAAUGUGUCUCAACCCUGUUCUGAAGAGAUCACUUCUGGAGAUACUGCUUGUGCUGGAUGCCAAGUGUGUGGAUUCAGCUUCCUUCUGGAACCUGGACAGGUUACCCCUGGGAAACCUUGCACUGUGCCUGGCCCUGCAGAGAACAUGGAAGGAGAGAGCAUCUAUGAGAUUGAUUCUGAAGAUGGGGUUGGAGCUGAUAUUAUUUCUACAGUUGAGUUCAACCAUACUGGAGAACUGCUGGCUACUGGGGACAAGGGAGGUCGGGUUGUUAUAUUCCAAAGGGAACCUGAGAGCAAAAAUGAGCCUUACAGUCAGGGUGAAUACAAUGUUUACAGCACUUUCCAGAGCCAUGAACCUGAAUUUGAUUAUUUGAAGAGCUUGGAGAUAGAGGAAAAAAUAAACAAGAUCAAGUGGCUACCACAGCAAAAUGCAGCCCACUCUCUCUUGUCAACAAAUGACAAAACUAUCAAAUUAUGGAAAAUUACUGAACGAGAUAAGAGACCAGAAGGAUAUAACUUAAAAGAUGAAGAAGGGAAACUUAAAGAUCUUUCUACAGUAACAUCACUACAGGUGCCUGUGUUGAAACCUAUGGAUUUAAUGGUAGAAGUCACUCCCAGGAGGAUCUUUGCUAAUGGUCACACCUAUCACGUCAACUCAAUUUCUGUCAACAGCGACUGUGAGACAUACAUGUCAGCUGAUGAUCUCAGGAUUAACCUCUGGCACUUAGCAAUCACAGACAGGAGCUUCAACAUUGUAGAUAUAAAGCCAGCCAAUAUGGAGGACCUGACGGAAGUGAUUACUGCCUCUGAGUUUCAUCCCCAUCAUUGCAAUCUCUUCGUCUACAGCAGCAGCAAAGGCUCCUUGAGACUCUGUGACAUGAGGGCGUCAGCCCUCUGUGACAAACAUUCCAAACUUUAUGAAGAACCAGAAGACCCCAGUAAUAGAUCAUUUUUUUCAGAAAUUAUCUCCUCUGUGUCAGAUGUCAAAUUCAGUCAUAGUGGCAGAUACAUGCUGACAAGGGAUUACCUCACUGUCAAAGUUUGGGAUCUGAAUAUGGAAACAAAGCCUGUAGAAACAUACCAAGUCCAUGAUUACCUUAGGAGCAAGCUGUGUUCCCUUUAUGAAAAUGACUGCAUCUUUGACAAGUUUGAAUGUGCGUGGAAUGGAUCAGACAGUGUCAUAAUGACAGGUGCAUAUAACAACUUCUUUCGAAUGUUUGACCGAAACACCAAACGUGAUGUUACCUUGGAGGCAUCCCGGGAGAGCAGUAAGCCCCGAGCUAUUCUGAAACCCCGCCGAGUCUGUGUUGGAGGCAAACGAAGGAAAGAUGACAUCAGCGUCGACAGUUUGGACUUUACGAAGAAGAUCUUGCAUACAGCAUGGCACCCAACUGAGAACAUAAUUGCUAUAGCAGCGACAAACAAUCUGUACAUAUUUCAGGAUAAAGUGAACUCAGAAAUGCACUAGGUUUAUCAAUAUCCCUCUGUAUUUAUAAGCCAGCCUUUUGAGAGUUGUAGAAGGACGUGACCUUCGCAAAAGUGUGGUCGUUGUGGUGGAAUUUGUAGAAUCCAUCCCUCCACCCUUCACUCUGUAUCAUUGGUGGCAACCAACAGUUUUAAAACACUGCAACUAUGUAAUUAUACAAAUACUACUACAGAUUCAGUUCUUUGGUCUAGAUCAGUUUUUUUAAACAAUCAGGGGUAUUCAUUUGGGAACUGUUCCUGUUAGGUGCUGAGUACCUUCCACUCCGGUUAACUCUCAGAGGAGCUCAGUGCUUCACAGGACCAGGGUCUUAUGCUGCUGCAUUCCUCUGCAGCCUUCAAGGUUUACCACAUUAUUAGAGCUUUUUACAUUAGGCUCUUGAUUUCUUCAGUAAUGCUUUAUAGGCUUUCAAAGUGACAUGGACUUAUUUCUCAGUGCAUAGCUGCAUCCCCCUUAUAUCACAGUGCAGAGAAAAAAGAUCUUGACAGUUACUAACUGGAAACAAAAUAAAUGAUUUCCCUUAAUAACAAGCAAAAAAGUUGCUCCGGGUCCACCUGCCAUAUUUCCAUCUCUAGUGUUUUGCCCUCCCUCUGGAGGAGUGCCGGAGUUUUACAAACACUUUUACAGUUUUUUUACGUCUGCUAAAAAUCCUGACUUUGUAUUUCAACUUUCUGAUUAAAAAAAUGAAUUACUGUAGAUUUAUUCAGCUUCUUAUAAAACGCAAUUUACUCUGCAUAUACAUUUCUAUUCAGUCAGGCUAUAGUUGUAAAGAUACCAAUUACAGUGGGUACUAUUUAAAAAUUCAAUAUUUGCUACUUCCUGGUUACAUACUAUUCAGAGCACAAAGAGAUGUUAAUGCAUAUACACAUGAGUUAUUUAAAUAGUGGGGUGGGAUUUUCAAAAGCACUCGUGUGUUGUCCUAACUCUGCUGCUAUUGAAGUCAAUAUUUGAUUUCAGUGGCCACAUCCAGAUGAUGGUGGACGUUUGGUUCCCCAGGGACAGGCAGCAGUGGCAUACUUUGUGCCACUGCCUGUCCCUGGGGAAUGCUUGUGCCAUGCGCACUGUGCCGUACAGCAGGUUACCCUGGGUGGGGUAGGGGAGGCCAGCAACUGUGCUGGCCCCAGCAGUCUUAUCUGGGAUCCUGGGGGUUGGGGAAGCUGCAGCCAUGGCACUCCUGCAGCUGGGAGCCUGGCUGCUACAUGCAUUACCCCGCUUUUUCUGUACGGGUUUUUUUAGCCUGGGAUCUCCUGGGGUCAAAUCCCCACCCCCACUGCAAAGUAGCAGUGCAAGGAAUGCCUGACUGUGCAGCGUGUAGCACUGCAGACAGGUCUGUGGCACCGCAUACUGCACAUCUGCACUCGUCUGGAUGCAGCCAAUGGGUGCAAAGCCAGGUCAAAACUAUGCACUCUUAAAAUCCUUCAUUUCUUUACUGCAUCACAGUUAUUGAUCUCAUGUGUAUUUUCAGUAUACCCAGAUAAUGCAGCAUAUGCCACAGUAUCUCUAAGUGCUAUGAAAGUUACCAGUUAGCAAGGCUCAGUGAAUGUUAAGUUUUCAGGUUGCGCCACUGUUAAGGUCACAGAAAUGAUUUGUGGAUUAAAUGGAAGGAAAUGUUUACAAAAGAACGCAAUAUAAUCGGAAGAUGCUUCUUUUGAGAGUUUUAUGCAAGCGGUGUGAUGUUCUGUUUUGAAAAUUCUUUUAAUCUACGAAAUCUUUCUGUAUGCCUACUAACAUCUGCAGAGAACAAAUAUUACCCCAAAUGAUUUCUUUUCAAAUCACAAAUAAAGGAGUGUAAAUGAUUCAGAUGAUCUGUCUGAUCUACACUGAUUAAAAUCCCUCACGUAGAAAAGGUUCUUUUAUGACCCUAAACCAUUCUGCAUUGACUUCUAACUAAUGGAGAAUGACUGAUAAAUGGACCU